AUGAAGGCUGCAUUUCUGAUUGUACCUUCGAACGCCACACACUUUUCUUCCGUAUCAGUGAGCAAGACGAGAGCAACGUUUGCCGUGCGACGGACGUUUUUGCGGACGAGGAAAACGACGAGAGUCGCUGCGCUGCGGAUGGCGAACGAAAAGCUCAACACUCAGAUUCAGGAAGCUAUCAAGAACGCAGAAGAUGCGGCGAAGAAAUAUGGGAAAGCAAGCAAGGAGGCCAAAGUAGCCUGGGAUUUCGUCGAGGAACUCGAGGCUGAGCGGUCCCACCAGGCUGCAAACAAACAGUCGGAAGAUCCGUUGGAAAAGUAUUGUAAUGAAGUCCCAGAGGCGGACGAAUGCCGUGUCUACGAAGACUAG
Cyanidioschyzon merolae strain 10D is the source of this 369-nucleotide messenger RNA. Its product is annotated as CP12 protein, chloroplast precursor. The transcript has a single exon. Lineage: Eukaryota; Rhodophyta; Bangiophyceae; Cyanidiales; Cyanidiaceae. Gene Ontology annotation, biological process: negative regulation of reductive pentose-phosphate cycle. The record is from RefSeq and is a predicted model, not a curated record. Bases 1 to 369 code for a protein of 122 amino acids. Gene Ontology annotation, cellular component: chloroplast.